This is a messenger RNA of Gracilinanus agilis (Agile Gracile Mouse Opossum), 306 nucleotides long. Its product is annotated as interleukin-8-like. The transcript has 4 exons. Gene Ontology annotation, biological process: cellular response to lipopolysaccharide; antimicrobial humoral immune response mediated by antimicrobial peptide; neutrophil chemotaxis. NCBI's taxonomy places the organism in Eukaryota, Metazoa, Chordata, Mammalia, Didelphimorphia, Didelphidae. The coding region runs from base 1 to 306 and encodes 101 amino acids. Gene Ontology annotation, cellular component: extracellular region. Gene Ontology annotation, molecular function: chemokine activity; CXCR chemokine receptor binding. The record is from RefSeq and is a predicted model, not a curated record.
AUGACUUCCAAGUUGCUGGUCACUCUCCUGGCUGUCUGCCUCAUUUCUGCAGCACUGAAUGAAGGUGCUGUGGUGUCUCCAUUUAGAUCAGAACUCCGGUGUAAGUGCAUAAAAACACAUUCCAGCCCUUUCCAUCCCAAGCAUAUUAAAGAGCUGAGAGUGAUUGAGAGUGGACCACAUUGCCUAAACACGGAAAUCAUUGUCACUCUUCAAGAUGACAGGGAGCUCUGCCUAGAUCCUCAUGCAAAGUGGGUGCAGAAAGUUCUUCAAGUGUUUUUGAAGAGAACUGAGAAUGACUCAAAAUAA